UUUUUUUAAUUUAGAAAAAAAUAAAAUUCGACUAAAAAGUUGUAAUAAGCACUUUGGGAUCCAUUUCAACCCCUCCAGGAAUCUGCAACUUCGUCUUCCCAUCGUUAAAGAAGAGUUUUGGUAUUUGAGUUGUCGUUUCAUUGCCAUUUGUGUGUCGUUUUGAAGGAUUCGGUUUUCCCCUUCUUAGCAAUCGGCUUAUUCGGGAUCAAGUUCCAAUACCUCGAUCAACAACCCUCGAACCCUCAAUUGGUGCUCCCUCGUUCGUUCCAUGGCCGUCGCCGGACUUCAUCGGUUCCGGUAGAGGAGGAGGAAAUUUGGGUCGUCGUUGUUGUUUUUUUUCUUUGUUUUUGGUUCGGGAUUUUGUUUCUUUCAUGGGCGAUCUUCGGGAUUGGUCGCCUGAACUAAACGGCGCCGCGUUGGAAGAUAUGCCGUCGUCUUCUUCGUCUUUAUCUUCGUCGCCACCGCCUCCGCCGCUUCUUCAGCCGCCGCCGCUUUCAUUGAAUCAAACGGUGAUUGGUUCGGAAUACUGGCAGAGAGCGGAGGAAGCGACGCAGGGGAUUAUAGGUCAGGUUCAGCCGACUGUUGUGUCCGAGAAGAGGAGAAGAGCGGUUAUUGAUUACGUUCAGAGGCUUAUUAGGGGUUUCCUUGGUUGCGAGGUUUUCCCAUUUGGGUCAGUACCUCUAAAAACGUAUUUGCCUGAUGGAGAUAUUGAUUUGACUGCCUUUGGGGGUCUAAAUGUUGAGGAGGCUUUGGCAAAUGAUGUGUGCUCAGUCCUUGAAAGAGAAGAAAAAAACAGUGCUGCAGAAUUUGUUGUGAAGGAUGUGCAGUUGAUCCGGGCUGAGGUUAAACUUGUAAAAUGUCUUGUACAGAACAUUGUGGUUGAUAUUUCGUUCAAUCAGUUGGGAGGGCUUUGUACAUUAUGCUUUCUUGAGCAGGUCGAUUGCCUCAUUAGCAAAGAUCAUCUUUUCAAACGGAGUAUUAUACUAAUUAAGGCUUGGUGCUAUUAUGAAAGCCGUAUUCUUGGUGCUCAUCAUGGUUUGAUUUCUACAUAUGCUUUGGAGACAUUGGUCCUAUAUAUCUUCCAUCUCUUCAACUCUUCCUUGAAUGGUCCUUUAGCAGUUUUAUAUAAAUUCUUGGACUAUUUUAGCAACUUUGACUGGGAUAAUUACUGCAUUAGCUUGAAUGGACCAGUUCGGAUAUCUUCACUUCCAGAACUCAUGUCUGAAACUCCUGAAAAUGCUGGUCAUGACCUACUGCUUACUGAUGAUUUUCUGAAGGGAUGUGUUGAAAUGUUCUCAGCUCCUUCAAGGGGAUAUGAGACAAGCUCCAGAACAUUUCCGCAAAAGCAUCUUAACAUUGUUGAUCCAUUGAAAGAAAAUAACAACCUUGGGCGUAGUGUGAGCAAAGGAAAUUUUUUUCGAAUAAGGAGUGCUUUCACAUAUGGUGCUCGAAAACUGGGGCGCAUCCUUUCCCAGCCUGAAGAGAACAUCGGAGAUGAAAUUCGAAAAUUUUUCUCCAACACAUUGGAAAGGCAUGGAAAGGGGCAGAGGCCUGAUGUUCAAGAUUCUUUCCACAUGUCUGGACAUGAUGAGUUUAGUGCUGCAUCAUUCUCAGAUGCAGAGUUACAAGAAAUUCAGAGAGGUUAUGAAGCUGAAUCAAGUAGCAUGACUGGGGAAUAUAGGUUGAACCACGAGAGAUCACUGCUGCCUGGUGGAGACCCCGAUGUUGAGAUAUCAGGGACAGAAGUCAUGACUGAAAGGUAUGUGGGUGAACAAUAUGAAAACUCUUCGAAUGUGAUGCCAUCAAUGGAUUUGUCAAAACCCGAGAAUUCCUCGGAUGGAACUGCUGUUUCAGACAAUAGUCUUCAUGGGGAUGCACAAGACCUUGCUAUGUCAAGAUUUCAAAGUCUUACUAUUUCUAAUGAUUCACCAAAAUCUUCCCCUACACGUCAUGCACCUCACCUGUACUUUCUGCAUUCACCAAUUGCGAAUGAAGAAACAAAUGGUAAUUGUCAAGUCAGACAGCAAAAAAACAGUGGUUCUACUGAGAAUACGGCUGGUGAUCAGGAUGAGCACCAGUUCGUCAGCAAUCAUAAAAUUAUGUCUCCGGUUGGAUCAAAGCAACAUCUUUCACGCUUGAGUUCGAUUGUUUUGUCCUCCGAGGACUUCUAUCCUAGUUCUUCUAGUUACAGGCUGUCUACUGCCAUUGCUGGAAGUCCUGAGCCUUUCAACACUUUGUCAGAUCUGAAUGGAGAUUUUGAAAGUCACCUUAACAGUUUACAUUAUGGUAGGUGGUGCUAUGAUUGUGCCUUGAAUGCAUCCAUUCCUCCUAUGGCAUCUAUGGUUUCACAGUUUCACGGCAAGAAAUCAUGGGAUGUAAUACGACGAUCUCUUCAUCUUAAGCAUAAUGUUUUUUCCCAAAUGAAUACCAACGGAGUUGUCCACAGACCAGCUUUUUACCCCAUAAAUUCACCACUAUUACCUGGUGGUGUAGGAUUUGGGGUUGAGGAAAUGCAAAAGCCACGAGGAACGGGAACAUAUUUUCCAAAUAUGAAUCAUUAUAGAGAUAGGCCAAUGACACCAAGGGGAAGAAACCAAGUGCCUGUUAGGUCUCCUCGGAACAAUAAUCGUAUGGUAACAGUAGGUACGGAGAGUGGUUUGCUCGAGAGAAGUGGUCGCGAUACUGCACAAGCACAAAUUUCUACUCACAAAGUAAAUGGGAAGUCUGUAUCUGCAGACGACCUUUCUGGUUCUCCUCGGAGGAAGGUAAACACCAAUAAUGCCAAUGGUUCAAUGCAUCCGUCCGAGCGUUUUGUUGAAUUUGGGUCCAUGGGGCAUCCACCACCAGAGGCACCCUUACCGAGAGGAAGCUGGCAAACGAACUCUGGGUUGAGUCCCGUUCAAAACUCAGACACUAGCCUUAAUUCACCAGCAUCAGAUAAGCUGAAACCGGUACUGAGUAUGGAUAAAGAUAGGAUUGCUGUAAAAUCAUACCAUUUGAAAGAUGAUGAUGAUUUCCCACCUUUAUCCGUUUGAUCGCAAUGGCAAGUGAUUAUCUGUUUAUUUGGUUUUAAGGCAAAAUCGAGUGACACAGUAAAAUCUAACAAGCAGCUUGAGCCUGCGCUGUCUGCCUCACUGGCUCUUUAAACUCUUUUGGGAAGCUCUAUGUGGAGUUUGAUAUUCACUUCUCUACAUGUCUUGGAAAAAAAAAAAAGAAAAAAAAGGGCAUUUUCUGUACAUUUUUACUAAUUAUUUUGUUCUCACAAAAAAGGAAGAAAAAAUACCUAGCAUCUUUGCUUUGCUUUGAGGUGUUGUUUAUAUAUAGGAUGUUUGAUUUUAUAAUAUUUGCCCUACUAAGAUUUUGCUCUGUAGGUAGAUGUUUGAAACACAACAUAUUGUUGUUGAUGUUGUUGUUGUUGAUGACUGACGUAGCUUUGUAUUUAAAGAAAAUGUUGGUUCCCAUUUU
Molecule: messenger RNA, 3465 nt
Organism: Humulus lupulus (European hop)
Lineage: Eukaryota; Viridiplantae; Streptophyta; Magnoliopsida; Rosales; Cannabaceae
Exons: 9
Coding region: 372-3035 (887 amino acids)
Source: RefSeq, a predicted model, not a curated record